AUGACUUUAUGGGACUGUAUUGUGGUCGGUGGCGGCAUUGCCGGCUCCGUGGUUGCUUCAACAGGACCCAACCUCAAAAUUCUGCUCGUCGAAGCCGGCACCAACACCCACGCCGUCGAGAACAUUGAAUGGAUUGACAUGAACAAUGCCAUCGGUGGCGAAUACGACUGGGGGUUCUCUUGUGUUCCACAAACCCAUCUUGACAACCGGGAGAUCGUAUCCCCAGUCGGUAAGGGGCUCGGGGGUGGCACAAUUAUCAAUGGAGCUGCCUGGGCCCGCGGCCACAAGGUCGACUACGACAUUUGGGCUGAGAGAGUUGGCGACCCAAGAUGGAGUUAUGAAGGCCAACUUCCGUAUAUGAAGAAGACUGAAUCGCUUUUUGAUAAUUUCACCAACCCCCUUUCCCACGGGCACACUGGCCCUGUCAAAGUUCAGUCACCAGGAUCUACUGAUCAUGUUUUCCCCCUCCGCGAGCCCCUACUUGAGUCCUGGAAAGAGCUUGGCAUCGAUGCGCUUCCCCAGCUGGACAACAAUGCCGGGGACAACGUUGGUGUUGCAGAUCUCCAGGAGAACAGGGAUCAAGGCAAACGUCAACUUGCCUCGCUCGUGUACUCUCUCAAAGGCAUCACGGGUUUGACCGAUAGCUUGGUCGCCAAAGUCCUUGUGGAGAAGCACCCGAAAGAUGGUCACCUCGUCGCUCGCGGAGUCAGACUUGAGAAUGGGACCGAGAUUUUGGGAAGAAAGACCAUUCUGUCUGCAGGCGCGUACCGCACGCCACAGAUCCUGAUGCUUUCGGGGAUCGGCUCUGCGGAAACCUUGAAGAAGUUUGAUAUCCCGAUCCUUCUGGACCAACCAGCAAUUGGCCAGAACUUCCACGAUCAUGUUCUGAUCCCUACGAUCUGGCAAUUAAAGGACGCAUCUGCGAGAUACGCCAAAGAGUCCGGCAAUCCUAUUGUCAACCAGUCUCAUCAUGCAAUCGGGGCUUUCAUCGACUUUAUAACCGUCACUUCUCUCGAGAAAGAAGGUUUGGUUGUUGCCAUUGCUGAAGAUGAGGGAUCGGUCCCGGAUCCGACUGUGCACCCCUUGCUGAAGCAAGACCGCGCUCAUUCAUCUCACUUACUUCAGUACUCGGGGGUUUCAGCGGAUGGUUCAGCCGUCUUGAUGAUUUCGGUCGUCUUCAUUAUUCUGUCCGAGGGAAGAGAGGUGGUAGCUGGCGAGCUGGCGGCAGAGCCGUUGACAGUGAACUCUACAGACGAACAGAUCGAUGCUCGGGUGCGUGAGAUGGCAGCGGGAUGCUACCAUCCUGCGGGCACAGCCUCCAUGGUCACUGUUGUGGAUACAGACUUGCGCGUGAUUGGGGUAUCUGAUCUUCGUGUUGUUAAUACUUCAGUGUUUCCCGUCUCGGUUUCGGCUAACUUACAAGUGGCUGCCUACGCCCUGGCAGAGCAAGCUGCUGAGAUAAUUGGAUCCACCAUGAAGAAGUGCUAA
Molecule: messenger RNA, 1488 nt
Organism: Colletotrichum acutatum
Lineage: Eukaryota; Fungi; Ascomycota; Sordariomycetes; Glomerellales; Glomerellaceae
Product: GMC oxidoreductase
Exons: 5
Coding region: 1-1488 (495 amino acids)
Molecular function (GO): oxidoreductase activity, acting on CH-OH group of donors; flavin adenine dinucleotide binding
Source: RefSeq, a predicted model, not a curated record